Messenger RNA from Oncorhynchus gorbuscha (pink salmon), 2637 nucleotides. RefSeq names its product UBA-like domain-containing protein 1. The transcript has 3 exons. The coding region runs from base 226 to 720 and encodes 164 amino acids. The record is from RefSeq and is a predicted model, not a curated record. Lineage: Eukaryota; Metazoa; Chordata; Actinopteri; Salmoniformes; Salmonidae. Gene Ontology annotation, molecular function: protein binding.
CAGGACUUUUGUGGCAUACAAAUCCCAUUUGCAGUGCUUUGUUUCCACUGGCUGCCGGCUGGCGUCACUCAAGGGGCACUACUGCUCCUACAGUAAAUAUUUGUGUUUUCUCAACCGGUUGUGAUGGUGAACGACUGAGACUGAAAAGAGAGGACUAAAACCACGAAUAUCGAAGUCUAGACACAAUACUACGAGACGCGAGUAGGAAUAAAGCUUCAGCGCAAAAUGGAUGAGCUCAAACACCAAGUAAUGAUAAACCAGUUCGUCUUGACAGCGGGUUGUGCUGCAGAUCAGGCAAAGCAGCUUUUGCAAGCAGCACAUUGGCAAUUUGAGACUGCCCUCAGUGCCUUUUUUCAAGAAACGAAUAUUCCAUACGGUCACCAUCAUCAAAUGAUGUGCACCCCAGCUAACACACCGGCCACCCCACCCAACUUCCCUGACGCCCUCACCAUGUUCUCCCGGCUGAAGGCCUCAGAGAGCUUCACCACCAGCAGCCCCAUGGCCUCCAUGGCCACCUCUCCCCCUCCUCCACACGAUUGCUGGGGCGUGCCACCGCCCCCCAUGCCCAUGAGUGGCCCACAGGGUCAGGGACUCUGGAUUCAGGGGGAGCCACCCUCCCACCCCGCAGCCUGGCCCACGGGGGUCACCAUUAACCCCCACACCCACCAACACCCGGCCACCGAACAGAAGGCGAGUGUGGCCAUGGAGGCCGAGAGAUGAGGACUGGACUGGACGGCCCUGGGGGGAGGAAGGGAGAGGGAGGGAUGGGUGAGGAGGAAAGAAAAGGUGAAGGUGUCUCUUUCCAAUUGAGGAUGGGAGGGUGGAGACAAAGACAGCGACGUAAACCAAGAAAAACCAAGCAACUACAUAAUGUGGACAUUUCAACAAGAGGUGGAGAAAAUGAUUUGAAUAAGGAAUCAAAAGGAAAACAUUUUAAUGGAAAAAGCAGUGCACACACUUAGCAAUAAGAGAGCAACUGAAAUCUUUGUUAGUUUGUUUUUCUUCUCUCUCAGUAAAUGUAUAGAUAAGACAAAGAAAUGUAUGGAACUAAAGGUAAUCAACAUCAUGCUGAUGUUUUCUGACAUUUAAAAGGCAGCAACUGUUUCUUCUCUUGUUCUUCUUCUUUUCUUUUUGUCUGUCCAUCCAGUGUUUUCCCUCUACUGGGGACCUGUGAUAAGAAGUGUUUGUGUUGCAUGGAGAGAGAGAAUCUGUCCAUCCAGUGUUUUCCCUCUACUGGGGACCUGUGAUAAGAAGUGUUUGUGUUGCAUGGAGAGAGAGAAUCUGUCCAUCCAGUGUUUUCCCUCUACUGGGGACCUGUGAUAAGAAGUGUUUGUGUUGCACGGAGAGAGAGAAUCUGUCCAUCCAGUGUUUUCCCUCUACUGGGGACCUGUGAUAAGAAGUGUUUGUGUUGCAUGGAGAGAGAGAAUCUGUCCAUCCAGUGUUUUCCCUCUACUGGGGACCUGUGAUAAGAAGUGUUUGUGUUGCAUGGAGAGAGAGAAUCUGGCAGUGUAAUGUUUUACUCUAGUAUUCUCAACAUGUGUCUGUGUGCAGUGUAACCGUCACGCACACUUACACACUCAAUUAGCGAGCAGAAGAAACAGUGACAUAGUUUUCAUUACCCAUCGGAAGGUGGAACUCUUCUUACCUCACCUGGUGGUCACCUGACUUUUUCAGCCUAUCAGGGAUUCUCAACUGUUUGACAAUGCAGAACAUUUUUUAAAACUGAUUGUAAUUUUUCAACUCUGGUAUUUUUUCAUGACGAUGACACUGUUCACUGCAAUAGCUUUUCUUUCCAACGAAGGGUGAUGCUUUACUAUUAACCUGUUCUGGAAGAUAGAACUGGCCACUGCAAUGGUUCUGCAGAUUUGGGUAUUAUAUAAAAAUCAUGGUUUGAUAUAUUAAAGUUCAUGUUUUUCUUGGUGGGAGGGAUGGGUGGGGUUUUGGAGGAUUCGAGAGUGGGCGGGAUUUGUUUAUGUUGUGUUUGGGAAGAGCCAAUCGGAGAAGCUAAAAAUAAAUCUACAGAAAAAACAGACUACUAUAAAUACAUUGACCAUUUGUAAAGCAGAACUUGCCACUUUGCAUGAGGGAUACUGUCUUGUAGCGAACACUUGAAACUGAGACGUGUUUCUGGCUGUUGACGCAGGGGAUACUACAUGGUUUAUCCCUCUGAUUUAUAAUUUGUAUAGCAGCAUAAUACAACUGGUUAUGAUCACAACGUGUACUGUGAUCCUGCCUAUAGCAGAUUAUGUAAAGCAUUGAUUUAAGACAAUAUUCACAUGCAAGGUCGGCCCCGUUCAGUUUUGUUGUCCUUGGGUUAUUUCAAUUGAAUAAAGAAUAUAAAAUAAACCCAGCUAGAAAUCUUUGUUUAUGUAAGUUCUUUUUUUAGGCAGAACAUUUUCAGGAAAAUAUCAUUAUAAUUCUGAGUAAACCAUCUUUAAUUUUACUAAAAGAAUGUUUCAGUUCAUCCCUUUUCCAUCAUUUUUGUUUGAAUCUGGGAAUCUUGGGAUGGCCUAUACCUGAAUGGUUUCUCAGUUUCCCCCUGUGUGACUGUAUUACCAUUCCCACAAUAUUUGUGGACUACCUGAUAAUUAACGUAGCAUUUUUUGUGUUCCUAAAUAAAUAUUGUAUGUCAACCUA